Messenger RNA from Physcomitrium patens, 1311 nucleotides. Its product is annotated as DDRGK domain-containing protein 1. Gene Ontology annotation, molecular function: ubiquitin-like protein ligase binding. The record is from RefSeq and is a predicted model, not a curated record. NCBI's taxonomy places the organism in Eukaryota, Viridiplantae, Streptophyta, Bryopsida, Funariales, Funariaceae.
UGAUUAUUUGCUUUUGGCUUCGUGCCCUCGUUGUGUGUGUGUUGCUCGUAGAGGAAGGACAGUUCGCGACACCACAAAAGAGUUCGGCACACGAUUGCGCUUGCCAGAGAAGGGGUUUUGUGUGUGUGUGCUGGGCGCAGCCAUGGAGCUUCUAGCGCUGCUCUUCAGCUUACUUUUGUUGCCGACUGUGUUCGCGUUGCUGCUAUGGCGACGCUCGCACACGGCGCGUGAGGAAGUCGCCAGUAAUGGUGUCGCGGCUGCGCCCUCACGAGCCGCGGAGACGCGAGCCAGUACCAGGAGUCGGAUGAGGCGGCGCCACACAUCAGUUGCGCCUGCUGUGUCUUCUUCUGCAAGUGGAGUUGGCGAUGACGAGGCGGAGGAGGAGGAGGAUGAAGAAGAGGAAGUUGACGGCCAUUAUGUUUCUAAGAAACCAGGAAAGAAGGAUUUGAAAAAGAAGGAGAAAGAGGCCCGCCGGGAGGCCGAAAAAGCUGCAAGGGAGGCAAAAAGUGAAAAACAGGACAGGUAUGAGGCUAUGCGUCGCAAGAAAGAUGCGGAGCGAGAGGAAGAAGAGCGUCGCAAGGAGGAAGCUGCCCGAGAGCAAAAAGCGAGAGAGGAGCAAGCAGCCAAUGAAGAAUUCGAGAAAUGGAAAUCACAUAUCGUUGUUGAUACAGAGGGAACCCUUGAGGAUACUGAAAAACAGACUCAAGGAUUGCUCGUCGAUUUUGUAGAAUACAUCAAGAAACACAAGUGUGUGGCAUUGGAGGACCUUGCUGCGGAGUUCAACCUGCGUACCCAGGAGUGCAUAAAUCGAGUGAUGGAGCUAGAACAAAUGGGUCGUAUUUCAGGAGUUAUGGAUGACAGGGGGAAAUUCAUUUACAUUUCCCCAGAGGAGAUGAAGGCGGUGGCUGAUUACAUCAAGCGUCUUGGUCGUGUUAGCAUCGCCCACUUAGCUAGCAAGUCAAAUGAAUUCAUUGACUUGGAGCCGAAGAUUCUGGAGACUGACAUCAUCUCGUGUGCAGAAGAAGUGGGCGAGCCUUCAAAAAUUGACAGCGUCGCUCGUCCUAUACCUGUAGCUUAAGCAGUGAAACCGCAUUGGAAACUAUUCUUCAAUCAUGUAAAUACUCAAAGAAGCUGGGAUCCGUGCAGUGUUGAUGUAAGAAGCUGUAGCCUAGUGUCUUCAACAGAGAGCCGUUCCAUUCCUAGCGAUGAUAAGUGCACGAGAUGGUGUUUUUCCUGUACUUAAUGCACCUUCGCAUUUAUGUAACGCCUUGGCUUCAGAUGUUCUGCAUGUCAUGAAGAUCAUUUUUUACA